Cucurbita moschata (crookneck pumpkin) is the source of this 2338-nucleotide messenger RNA. Its product is annotated as late embryogenesis abundant protein D-34-like. The record is from RefSeq and is a predicted model, not a curated record. The transcript is spliced from 3 exons. Bases 1526 to 2335 code for a protein of 269 amino acids. Lineage: Eukaryota; Viridiplantae; Streptophyta; Magnoliopsida; Cucurbitales; Cucurbitaceae.
ACUGAAUUAUCAGAGAGAGAGAGAGGGCGGUUGAAUGGAGAAAUUAAUGGCAGAAUCGGGCGGAGAGAAAAGCGGAGAACUGUUUGGAUGGAAAGAGAGAGAAACAUUUGGGACUUUUUUUUACCACUCCGUCGUCAUUUGAACCGUCCUCGUCGCCGGCUCUGUCCAAAACAAUCGUUUUAUUUCUGCUCUGUUCGACCCAAUGACUUCACCUCCACUGGCCUUCGCAUGGCCAUGACAGAGCUACACGAUUAAGGAAGGAUCAAUAAACGAUGUCUUUGUCGGGUGCAGUGCCGUCGACAUGUUCGUGAAAUUGGGUGUUAUUGAGGAUGCGUACAAGGUGUUCGUUGAAAUGCCUCACCGAAACCUCGAGACGUGGAAUGCGUAUAUAUCCAAUUCUGUGCUCCAUGGGCGGGCUGAGGACUCUACCAUUGCAUUUAUUGAGCUACUUCGAGUUGGUGGGAAGGCAGAUUCAAUAAUGUCUGUGCUUUUCUCAAUGCGUAUUCAGAGAAACUAGGCUGGGUGCAUGGGUGUCAGCUACAUGGGUUCAUUAUUCGAAGUGGGUGUGCGCAGAAUGUCUCUGUUUCAAAUGGGUUGAUAGCUUUUUAUGGGAAAUGUGGGGAGGUUGAAUGCUCUGAAAUGGUUUUUGACAGAAUGGGAGAGCAGAAGAGAAAAUGCCUGUGAGAAACUUGGUGUCUUGGAAUACAUUGUUGGGCGGAUACGCAGACAAGGCUGUGGCAUUGCUCGAGGAGAUGGCAUCGAUGGUGGGCAUGGCGCCGAGCUAUGUAAGCUUGGUUUGUGCAUUAUCAGCUUGCAGUAGAGCAGGAGAUUUGAAGAUGGGGAUGCAGAUUUUCUGAGUCCAUGAAAGCAAGGUUUAGUAUAUAACCAAGGCAGGGCAUUAAGCUUACUCAAUAGAUCUAGCGGUGGGUUUGAGCGGUUAGAAAUGGUAUUAAAGUCAUGUAGGCGGUGGUGUGUCAACGAAGACAUUGACCCUAGAAGGUAGAUUGUUAGGUCCCAAAUCAGUUGGAGAAGGAAAAAAAACGUUCCUUAUUCUAGAAACCUAUGUCUAGCAAAGACGUUUUAAACCAUGAGGCUGGCAGCGAUAUGAAACGGGCUAAAAUAGACAAUAUCUAUUAGCGGUGAGUUUUAACUAUUACAAAUGGCAUUAGAGUCAUUCGAGCGGCGUGUCAAUGAGGACGUUGGCUCCUAAAGGGUAGACUGUUAGGUGUCACAUCGGUCUAAGGGGUGGACUGUUAGGUGUCACAUGGUAUGUAACGGACCAAACCAAAUCGAAGCAUAUAAAAUGUGUGGUUGGGUUAUAAUUUCUCUAAGUUUUCCCCAUUCACCAUCUGUACAUAACAUCAUCAAAUUGCCAUCCUUCCCUCUGCAUUCAACACUUGUCCCAACAAGGCCAACCCACCGCAACUGCUUCCCCACAUCAAUCCCUUCAAACAGCGCACAACAAAAUCCAGCUGCCACUGCAGAAAGAAACCUCCCAUAGUUAUUUUUAUUUUAUGUUGAUAUCAUGAGUCGGGAACAGCCACGUAGGGGUGAAGAACAGAGGCAGCCUCGCCGGAACGACGUCGACGAGGGGCAGGAAACCAUCAAAUACGGCGACGUUUUCAACGUCUCCGGCGACCUGGCUGCGAACCCCAUCGCACCACAGGAUGCUCGCAUGAUGGGCAGUGCCGAAACCAGGGUAUUGGGGCAAGUGCCGCCGGCUGGUCCGGCCGAUAUCAUGCGAGCCGCUGCUGCUUAUAAUGUCCGGGUCGGUCUUCUUGGUACCCGUGAUGUUAGCUAUGCUGCUAAAAACGAAGGCAUCAACAUUAGCGAGACCGAUAUUCCCGGAGCCCGUGUCGUAACCGAACGCGUCGCCGGACAGGUCGUCGGCCAGUAUUUGGACACCACGACGGCGAUUGAGACAGAGACGACGGAGCAGAAUGUAAUAACGAUCGGGGAAGCACUAGAAGCGGCGGCUCAAACUGCCGGAAACAAGCCGGUGGAACAGAGUGACGCUGCAGCAAUUCAAGCCGCAGAAGCCAGAGCAAUCGGCAGCAAUGCCAUAUCUCCCGGUGGGCUCACAGCCACGGCUCAAUCGGCGGCGAGUUUCAACGCCGGGAUGAUUCGAGACGAGGACAAGAUCAAGCUCAACUAUGUCCUAAUGGGUGCAAGAGGAAAACUGGCGACGGACAAGCCAGUGAGCCGGAAGGAUGCGGAGGAGGUGGUGAGCGCGGAGCUGAGGAACAAUCCAAACUUGAUCACUCACCCAGGUGGGGUGGCGGCCUCCAUCACCGCCGCCGCGAGGCUGAAUGAGGACGGCGGCGCAGAUAUAUGAAAA